AAUUUUGACAUUUCUGCAAUAAAAAAAAUUAGGUGUUUCCAGACUUUUGUAUCACUUUGUAGUUUUUUUAACAAGUUGUCAUAAUUAUAUAUAAAUGUUGCAGAAGAGAAAUUGAACCCAUUAUGUGGUGAUGAAAACCAUCAUAAAUAAUUCUCGCACCGGUGACCAGAUGUCGCGGAGUGCCACAAAAUUUUGGCAACUAUAUUUGGGAGGUAUGGGGGAUGAGAAGGAAGAAGCUGAUCCGAUUUCCGAAGAGGGGUGGAAGAUCGAUAUAGGAUAUUCGGUAGCCGCGGAUAAAAAUGAACAAAUCGCCCCUCACGAGAAACGAUUGUCAUUGCAGGAGAUCAUAGGAUCGGGGGACGGCCAACAAGAGGGGUGCGGUUAUAACGUCGACGACGGCCGCCCCCCUAAUCCGUUCCGCGUCCUAAUAAAUUGCGAAAUAAUCUUUUUACGCGUCCUCUUUUAGGGGCAUUUGCAUUUUUAAUUCGGCCGGUCGGCCUCAAGGGCAAUUUGAAUAAUUCUGCAGCCCCCGCCUCGACCGCCGAAGUCGUCCACUACCGCUGUACCUGAGGCGCGUUUUAUCGAAAAAAAUAAGACGAAAUCGAGCGUGGGACGUUUAAAUCACCUCUCAUUUGAAAUUUAAAUCACGUAUCAUUCGGCAUGUAAAAUAUAUAUGCAUCCGACAGGGUGAACGAUCGCAACGACUCCGCAAAACCGAUCAUUUUUUAAUUAACGCACCCUAUUACGUAUUAAGCGUUGCAAUUUGUAAAUUAUACCGCGGUCCCGAACACGUGAAUUAUUUGUUGUCCGCCGUUAUACGUCCAAUUCUGAUUUAUUACCACCAACAUUUCAAUUAUGAUUAACGUCCUUGUUUAAGGACUGAAAAACAACAAAAAACAAAUACCAUUACAAUUUAUUUCAUCUAUACUCGAUUUCAUUUUUUUUUGUCCACUUAAAAGAGAGCUAUGAAAACAGAAUUUUAUCGUGAAGAAAGGCCGAGCGGCUUUCCCCAAAUAUUUGUGCCACUGCUGCCGUCGCCGCCAGACGCCGUCGUAUUUGUCCAGUGAUAAACAAAGCGGCGGGACAUAGGUGUCCCUUCACGUUGCCGACGGUCAUUGACGUCCGUGGUGCGGGGAUCAGCCGCGUUGCCGCUUUAUUUUUGUAACAUUUGAACGUAUUACUAAAUUUAGGCGAAGUUUGAAGCAUAUCGCUCGUCCAGGUUAAGGAAUCGCGCGCGGUCCCAACUUUAAAUAACCUUUAUAGAGGGACCGCGGACGAGCAUCGUCGCGCCCCUUUUCUUCGAGAUCUCGGCGUUUUAUGCACUACUCCUCUUUCGAAAAUAAACCCGGACGAGCUCGUUGUCACAACAAAACAACACUGCCGGGUCCCGGCCGCUGUUCACGGCUACGCGGAGUUUACCUUACGUAACAUCACAAAAACACCAAGUUCAAUUUCCGCUCAACGAUCCCCGUCGACAUCUCACGUUUAUAAAACUACUUUAUGCAUAUACUUGACUUCCUUCACACCCAGACUUACGUCGCUGAAUCAUAACACACAAUCUGUAUAAAUUUUACUAAUUACGUGUUAUGAUCUGAUAAAUCUCUAUAUUUUCCUAACGACAUAAAUUGACGUCAAAAAGUUGAAAGAGCGGCAAGACCCUAAGGAGCUUUAAUUAAAGGUUAGAUUUCGAUCUGUUUGCGUCGAUUACAUAUUUGCCGAGUCCCCGUCAAUCAUCAAUCAUUCCGUGUUAUCGCCGCAGCAACUGCUACCGUUUCGUAUCGUCCUCCUUUUCCCUCAAAGCAGACGGUUAAUUCGUCCACAAAUAACGACGGCAAGUCGCCCGUAAGCACAAAGGGUUCCGGUACCCAAAGCCCAAUUGCGAUUAUUAAUGAGAAGAGGCACUUCGUCAGGCCGAGCGUGAAAUUUCCCAUCACCAGACGUGUGAACGAUAUUUUUCGGUUCGUUUGGUUUUUAUCCGCCAACUAUUCACUUGAUGCGUAAGACCAAUAAGCAUGACCAGGCGUUGUCAGAAGACCAAAUAUUGUUGGCAAAAGACUGGAUACUGCUAAUAGAUGAUUAGAUUCUGCUAAUGGAAGACUAGAAAUUGCUGAUAGAAUACUAAAUUUAUUCACAAAAGACUUCUUACUGUUGGCAGAAGACUAAACACUGCUAAUGGAACGCUAGGACCUCCUUGCAGAUGAUCAGACGCUGGUUCAAGACUAUACAUUGCUGGAAAACUGGAUACUGUUAAUAAAUGAUUAAAUUCUGUUAGUAGGAGACUAAAUACUGCUCACCGAAGACAAUAAAUUGGUGGAUUUGCAGUAGAUUAGACACCACUUAAGGCAGCUUAUAUUUGCCAAUAGAACUUUAAAAAACUUGAUAUUGUUCCAGAAAGCUAAAUAUUCUUUAGAUAGGAAGAUACUGCUGGUUGAAGACUAGAUACUGCCAACGUAAGACUAGAUCCUCCUUAUAGAAGCCUUGAAGCGGCUGCUAAUAUAAUACUAGAUCUACUUAAAAUACACUACUUAUUGCGUGAAGACGAAGCAGACAUUAUUAUAUUGUAAUUAAUUUACAAUUUAAUUAAUCAAUUUAUAUUCUUGACUCUAUAUUCUUAUUUAUUAGUAUUGAGUAGUGAAUAUUUAGAGUAGAACAAAUAUUUACUAAAAUCUAUAAGAACCGAAAACAAAUUUUAUGCAGACAAACCGAUGGGAAACAACUCGGGGCUGUGUCUGAAUUUAUUCAGGUGAGACAAUAGAUAGAGAGAUUGCUCAUUGUCUUCCCGAGGCGUCCCUCGAAUAAUUUUUACCAUUCCCAUGCAAAUUAACGAGGAAACUUCCUCGGCAUUGUGUCAGGCUGAGGAGCGGGACUGAUUUAUGGUUAAGAGAUGGCGUAAAAUCCCGGUACUCGUUAUGGGAAUGGUAACCACGUUCGUGACGCGAUCGUAAACUACGCAAUUUUAACGCCAUCCGUCGAUUAUUCCCACUUAGCACCGAUAUUUACGCCCUAACCGCAAAUCGAUUCGAUUGCAAACACAAAACCGUCUCUUCCGAUUCACAGGUUUAAGGUUUAAAGCUCAGAAUUUACCAUGAAAUGGAACGAUUAAAAAAAUGAUAGCGCUUAGAUGAAAGGAAAACCGAUAGACGAAAGAAAACAUACGUCUGACGAAAGCUUAGACGCUGAGAAAAUAGUCCAAAAAGGGGUCGAGUGAAUAGUUGUAAUGUCUGGGGUGUAACCCUAUUAUCGCUUCCCCCAGCCAAACAGUCUGUCUACAUACUAUAUUUAAUUUCAAGAGUAGAUGAAGUGUUAUUAGGUUACAAUCUGUCACUUUUUUUACAUCCCAAAAAAAUAUGUAUUGAUAUAUAUAUAGUCCACCAAACAAACAUUUAUAACCUACAAAACUUUCAUGUACUUUGAUUAAAUGAUUCAAAACAAAACACAAUGAGUCAAAAACAAGAACCGGAAAAUCAGUUUGAUGAUUUAUUGGAUGAUGAGAUGGAUGAGAUAAUGAAGAACUUAAAUGUUACAAACAUCAAAGAUGUUCAAGAUGAAACUUUAAAUACUGAAUCUUUAGAAGAAAUGAAUAAAGUUAAUCUUAAAAGCACAAAUCAUCCGUUUGUUUUCUUCGAAAUCGAUGAAAUUAAAAAUAUCACCACAACCAAUCUUCCAAAAACGCAACAAAUCAAAACUUGCGGUUUUUAUUAUCACCUUGGCGAAAAGAUUUAUUUACAUCAACAUCCUAACGCGGAAAAAACGCAAAUUUUUGAUGGAAUUGAAGUGAAUACAGACAUGAUUAGUGAAUUUCCAUUCGAAGGGAGAUUGUAUGAAAGUUUUGGGGGAUUAACAGUGAUGGGAGAAGAAGAUAACGACCCAAAAGUGAUGUUUGCCGUUUGGUUUUAUCGCUUAAGAACUGGAACAUACAACGACUUGGUAAAAAUAUGCAAAAAAAUUAGGGAAAUGUUUUGUAAAGACUUAAUAUAAUUU
Messenger RNA from Onthophagus taurus, 3981 nucleotides. Lineage: Eukaryota; Metazoa; Arthropoda; Insecta; Coleoptera; Scarabaeidae. The record is from RefSeq and is a predicted model, not a curated record.